Messenger RNA from Pocillopora meandrina, 615 nucleotides. The record is from the annotation of a GenBank genome assembly. NCBI's taxonomy places the organism in Eukaryota, Metazoa, Cnidaria, Anthozoa, Scleractinia, Pocilloporidae.
AUGAAUUUACUUACAGACUAUAGCGCCGCUGACAAUAUACCAAGGGCGUAGUUCCCCACGCUAUGUGCGUUGCCUGGGCUUUGUUUGUAGUUUGCUAAGUUCAGUUUUUAGCUAGGGAGUUUGAGUCUGUAGGAAGCAAUAGCUUUGGUUUGUCGCCGGAUAGAUCCUCGCACGUAAAUCGUGGUUUACGAGAAUACAAGGACCGGAGUCUGGACGCAUACAAGUUGUUGCACUGUGGUUGGCUGUUGCCUCUGCCCUUAUGGCAGAGGGUAUGCCUGUCACUGCUUGUCUCUUAGAGAUGGCUUUAAUAUUCUGAAUAAGAAAUGGCAUGCAAAAAUAAGGCAAGAAGAGAGAGAGAUUGGUGGUGGAAAUGAAGAAAUUAGAGGAGUUGAAAAGCUGUUAGAGGAGUUAGUGGAAAUGGAGACGGAGUCUGAGAAGAUAGUAGAGUAGGAGAAUGAGGCAAGGAAAUUAGUGGAAGGGGAGAAAAAAAAGACAAUGGAGAUGUGGGAAAGAGCCAUGGAGAAGUUAAACGUGACCAAAAAGAGGCACGGCGAAACAGAAAAGAGUGAGGGGAAGAGGAGAAAAAAACAAGACGAUCAGGGGGAGAAGCAAUAG